Molecule: messenger RNA, 255 nt
Organism: Colletotrichum aenigma
Lineage: Eukaryota; Fungi; Ascomycota; Sordariomycetes; Glomerellales; Glomerellaceae
Exons: 2
Coding region: 1-255 (84 amino acids)
Source: RefSeq, a predicted model, not a curated record
AUGGGUUCGAUGGAAGGAUGGCUGGUCGACGCGGUGGGCCUCGCAAAACCCGGAUGGAACACGAGUGACGAUAUCAGCCAACCUUUCGGAUGCACGAUGCACCUGCUGGAGUCUUUUUUCUUCUUCAACAACCCCGCCCCAACUCCCUGUGGAGGUCGAAGAGGAGAACGGAACGACGCCGCCAAUCCUUCUCAAGGGGAAUGGGUGCCGUGGCCAAACAUGGGACCAAGGACCCGGUCUACUACGCAGUGCUAG